AAAACAACCCGCAACAGAAGGAAAACAGAUUUUUUUUUUCCUCUUCCUUUUCCUUUCCACUCUUCUUCUCUCACUGUGUUACUUUUAGCUUCUUUCUCCAUUUCUUUGGAGGAAGAAAAGAGAGAGGUGUAAAUAAAAUCUUCAAGAAAUGUGGACAGUGCCACUUGGAAAGACAACAUGUAUAAUUGGUGCAAAUAAUAGUCUGAAUCUGUUCCUAAAUCUGGGUGCUAUCAACAUCCCUUUUCACUUUCCUCCUUCAGAUUUCAAGGCUUCUCCCAAAUCUUUCUCUUCCCUCCCCAGAAGAUCAGGUCUAUGUAGGGCCAGUCAAGUAGCUGAGCUUUUCCCAACGACAUCACCUGAGGUUUUUGUAAGGGAAGCCAGGGUAGAGGACUGCUGGGAAGUAGCUGAAACUCACUGUAGCUCCUUCUUCCCUGAGUACGCCUUCCCUCUAGAUUUUGUGUUGAGAAUUGACAGGCUGAUUGCUAUGCUUUUUGGAUUCUCCAUACCUAAUGGAUGCAAGAGAACUUGUCUUGUUGCUGUGGUUGGCAGCAGAGAUGAUGAGGCUUGCUUAAUAGGUACAGAAGAAUUGAAACUUGGAGGAUUUGACGGGCGAUUGAGUCUCAAUAAGGGCUAUGUGACUGGAAUAUUGACCGUGGAUACUGUGGCUGAUUUCCUUCCGAGAAAAGGACCCUUGCGGCAGAGAAGGAAAGGAAUUGCCUAUAUAUCAAAUGUUGCAGUCCGGGAAAGAUACCGCCGAAAAGGCAUAGCAAAAAAACUCAUAACUAAAGCGGAGGCACAAGCCAGAAGCUGGGGAUGCCGUGCAAUUGCUUUACAUUGUGACACUAGCAACCCUGGAGCCGUAAAGUUGUAUAUAGGACAAGGCUUCAGAAUCAUCAAUGUGCCAGAAGGAGCAAAAUGGCCUCAACCCAAGACAUCCCCAAAUAUGCAGUUCAAUUUAUUGAUGAAACUACUGGACAUAUAAGACAGUUUAGUAAACAAUUGGGUGUGUGAUACUUGUAUAUUUAUGUGAAAUUAAGGGAGCAAUAGCUGUAAUUAUUGUAUUGGUUUAGUCAAAAUUUCUUCUUUACAAUGUUUCUGUUGUAUAAUGCUUGUCAAAAGUACGAAGUGUCAAUCAUCUUACUGUUUUUUGCUUUUCCGCUUACCA
Molecule: messenger RNA, 1165 nt
Organism: Nicotiana attenuata
Lineage: Eukaryota; Viridiplantae; Streptophyta; Magnoliopsida; Solanales; Solanaceae
Exons: 3
Coding region: 149-982 (277 amino acids)
Biological process (GO): N-terminal protein amino acid acetylation
Cellular component (GO): chloroplast
Molecular function (GO): N-acetyltransferase activity
Source: RefSeq, a predicted model, not a curated record